Messenger RNA from Amphibalanus amphitrite, 6698 nucleotides. RefSeq lists its product as uncharacterized. The transcript has 2 exons. Bases 1787 to 5056 code for a protein of 1089 amino acids. NCBI's taxonomy places the organism in Eukaryota, Metazoa, Arthropoda, Thecostraca, Balanomorpha, Balanidae. The record is from RefSeq and is a predicted model, not a curated record.
CAGGCCACUAUCGGUGUAGAUGGCGCCAGCCAGAUUUGGUGCAUUGUGGUACUUGUCCGUGUUGCAUUAUCCUUUUCCGGCCUGUCUGAUUUACCUAUGCCUUUGGUUUACAUGUUGUUCUGUGUUGUCAUCACUCCCCGCCCUCUAGCCGGGUUUGUUGCGUCAGAAUUCUGGCAGCUUUAGAGAUGCGCGUCGAGCGAGGCGGAUAAAAUGUAUAGAAGGCGUGUGUUUUCUGCCGAGAUAUUGAAGAUUUAACCAUGAGAAAUAUUAUUGUAUUCGUCGCGUGGAUUUGGAAUGCCAAACAUGCUUAAUUUGAUAUUUGUGCGAGUGAUGGUGAAAUCUCGGUACGUGUCAGUGUGCGACACUAUUUCGCUCUUUUCGGCGGGUGCGUCUGGCCCGAGAGGUUGUGUCGGCUGCGGUGCUGGUUUUGGACAGAAGGUGGGUGGAUAUUGAUCGAUGAUUGUCGUAAAUUUGUUGCUAAAGGAAUGUUGAUUGCUUUGUCAGGCGUUAGAUUUAUUUUGCAUACGUAUUUCGGUAGUUAUAAUAUGCUCAUAGGACGGCAUGAGAUUUCGCCUCAGGUGCGUCAUUUUGCAGUGUGUUCUGUUUGUAUAGGUGCCCGGGGAGGAGCUCGGCCUGUGCGAGCCCGGUUUUCCCCGUGGCUGAGUGCGCCGUGUGACGAGGCCGCGGUACGAGGUCGGCUGCGGCACGAGGUCGGCCGCGGCACGGGGUCGGCCGCGGCACGAGGUCGGCCGCGGCACGAGGUCGGCCGCCGGGAGGUCGGCCGGCGCGAGCCUGCUGCGGUGCGAGGUCGGCCGCUGAGAAAAGGGCGUGGAGACCCUUACAGCCGGUAGGAUAUGUUUAUUUGUUUAUUAACUUCGAGGUGAUAUUUGUAGGGGAAUUGUGUUAGCUAGAGAGUGGGAAGUGUAAAACGGAAAUUGCUGUUAAAUGUAUUAUUGUUUUCAUUUAAUCUAAACCAACAUAUGUUGUAUGUACUGCGCAGUGCGAGUGUCGAUGUGAGCGCUGGUGGAUUCGUGUCCUAGUAUGCUCGCUGACGCCCUGCUGUGCUCCACAGUAACGAAUCAGUUUAAAUACAACUAUUCAGUCAACGGCGUGGUCUCGACGUGCGUGAGCAGCUGAGCUUGGAGUCGUGGACGCCCGGCGGCGGUCGCCUGUGGCGACUGCUGCACCACAGCGUCGGCUGUGGAAACUACAGUUACGGCUGGGCCUCCGUCUACACUCUGGCUGUGCAGCAACGGCUGGGUCAGCUGCAGCCGGCUGCUGCUGCAACUCCGGGUAACCUGCUGCUUCAGCUGCAUCUAGCUGCGCUUGAUACCGGUGAGAUGUGACUGACCUGUGCUGUUGCAUAGGAGUUUGGCGUUCUGCCAGGAGUGAGUCUGGCAUUCUGCCAAGAGCGAGUCAGACGUUUUUGCCAAAGUGAGUCUGGUGCCUUGCCAGACAGAGAUUGACAUUUCUGCGACCUGAUCUGGCACUCUGCCAGAACAGGGUCUGUGUUUGGUGUUCUGCCAGGACUGAGGUUUGGUCCUUGGCUUUCUGCCAGGACUUGAGAGCAGUGACGGGGAGCUAGCUGGUGGGGGUGCACAGUUGUGGUUCCCGUGUGCGUGGGUGCUGACGCUAUUAGUGUUAGAGACGUUGACGUUAGGUCAGUGAUGAGCGCGUUUUUGAUUAACUAAUGUGUGUUGUGUAUUCUUAGCUUUGUAGUUUGUAGGGUGUGUAGUUUUAAGUACUGGCUGGGCGUUCCUACCAAAUCCUGAACCAUCCCUGAACUAUGAGUAUCACUGCACUGACUAAGGAGGAGUUGGGGAGACUUAAGGUCUCAGACUUGAGGAAGGAGCUAGAGGAGUUAAACUUAGAUGUAACCGGGACUAAAGUAGAACUUGUAGAGAGGCUGUGGGGUGCUAUCGAGGGACGCGCGUCAGGUGAAACAGAGAUUAAGAGUGUUAGGACUGAGGCGCAGGACGUGGGUAGCGCAGAGACCCAGGCCCAAGUGAGUGUUGCCCCCCUGCGUGGUGCGGGUGCGACCUCAUCUGAGGGGCCGCCCGGUACCUCAGCUAGCAUGCUGAGGCUGAAACUUAAACUUAUAAAGUCUAAACAGGAGGUAGAAUCGGACGUGAUCAGGGUUCGAGCUCAAGCUCAGCAGGAGGAGCUUAGGCUCAGGGCUCGGUCCGAGCAGUUGGACCUGGAGCUACAGCUAGCGGAGAUGGGGGAGGUAGACGAGUCUGCGUGGGAGCCCCUGAGGGUGGCGGCUGGGGCUAUGGUCGAGACCCCUUCUGUGGAGAGUGAGCUGUCUCCCCUGGUGAGAAGGUCGCUCCUCCCUCCUGCCGAGCUGCGUCCCUUCACUGGUGCGGUGGAGGAAUUCAACCUUUUCAUGAAAGCUUUUGACUCGCGUAUCGCCAAGAAAACAAAUGACAAGGGGGAGCUUCUUUUUUAUCUGGAGCAGUAUACUAGAGGUAAGGCCAAUCAGCUGGUAAAGGGAUGCCUCCACCUGGGAGAUGAGGGGUAUGAGGAGGCCAGGCGGCUGCUGGAGAACCGGUACGGGAAUCCGAUCAGACUAAUUGACUCUUACGUCGGGAGGGUGGAUGGCUGGCCACGCAUCCAGGCUGGGGAUGUGGAGGGGCUGGAUAAAUAUUCACUCUUCUUGACUGAGGUCAUGAAUGCUAUGACCGGGGUGACGAUGGGGGAGUUUGAGCACCCGUCCACCCUCCGGCUGGUCGUAUCCAAGGUCCCCGUCUACCUUCAGGAUAGGUGGAUGAGGGAGGCGGACCGGCUGUGCGAGAGGGGCGAUCCUGUGCGUUUCUCAGACCUGGUGUCUUUCAUCAGCGCCGAGGUGAGAGUGCGGAGGAGCCCGCUCUUCGGUCCCAGGCCGCCCGCUCCGUCCCGUUCCGAUGCUGGUGCGCCUCAUCCUGGCAAGUUCAGGGUGAACACGGCCAAGGUGGGUGAGCCUGGUGGCCGGCGCUGCGAGUACUGUGGGUCGGCGCAUGACAUUGGUAGUUGUCAGGCCCUGAGAGAGAGACCCUGGGGAGAGAGGAGACGGGCACUCAUGCGAUUCCAGCUGUGCUUUGGGUGCCUGCGGAGAGGGCACCGUGUGCAGGCCUGUCGGAGGCCGCUGCAGUGUGAUGUCUGCCGGGGUGCGCAUCCGUCUGUGCUGCACCGGGAGAGUUGUCCGGGACCGCUCGGAGGACCUCCGGUGACGCCGCGCGGGGCGGGUGUGGUGAUGCCGUCCAGCGGCGGGUCCGGUGCGAACGUAGUGAGCGCUAGUCUCGGCCUGAGGGGAGUCAGUCGGACGGCGCUGCCUAUUGUGGCGGUGCGGCUCAGGGCCACGACUGGCAAGGUUCUGGUAACGAACGCUCUGCUGGACCAGGGGUCCUCUGGCAGCUUCUUGACAGAGAGGUUGGCGGCGCGUUUAGGCGUGCGGAUUGAGCGGACGACAGUAUCUAUCGAGACAGUGGGAACUGACCGGAAGACUAUCCCGACAGCCAUGGCCUCUGGGUUAGAGGUGAGCGGCGCGGACGGCGGCACGUUUCAUUCGCUGCCUAAUCUGUGGACUGUCGACUCUCUGCCCGUGACAUUAGAUGACAGGUGUAGUUCCGACGAGCUGAGUGGUGCCGCGCACCUUCAGGGUGUCAGGCUGUGCGAGGCCGAUUCCCCAGUCGAGCUGCUCUUGGGCUCAGACUGUGCCGCACUGAUUGUGGCCAGGGAGGUGCGGGCCCCUCCGAUGGGGGAGGAGGGACUCUGUGCUGUGCGGACCAAUGUAGGAUGGUAUAUCAUCGGCUGUGCCCAGGGGGCAGAUGUGUCGGGAGGGCGACUGAGUGUGAACUUCCUGAGGGUCAUGGACGCGUGUGUGACCGAGCCGGACGCCGGCGGCGGCGAGUGUCUUUACCGAAAGCUGUACGAGCAUGAGUUCGGUGACUUGUCGGAUGAUAGGGAGGGCCUGUCGGUUGAGGACCGUGAAUGGAUUGACUUUGUCAGAUCUAACAUGGUAAGGGAUGACGGGGGACAGUUUGUUAUUCCCCUCCCCAAGGAUGACUUUGGCGAGCUGCCAGAUAGUCUCCAGACGGCCUCCCGACGACUGGAAGCGCUGAGGAGGCGUUUCCGAUCUGACAGAGAGUACUUUGAGAUGUACCGCAGCGUGAUCUCCUCACUCGAGGAGGACGGCUACGCUGUCCCGGUGUCCGACGGACUGACUGACAGUGACCACCCUGUAUGGUAUAUGCCACACCACGGGGUGAUGGAACCCGAGAAAGGUAAAUUGAGAGUUGUCUUCGAUUGUGCCGCAAGGAGUCACGGUGUGUGCCUGAACGAUCUACUGAAGGGGGGACCGAAUUUGACUAAUUCGCUGCUCGGUGUGCUGUGCCGCUUCCGGGAGGGCCCGGUAGCAUUCACCUGUGAUAUCGCUUCAAUGUAUCAUAGAGUGAGGGUCCCGGAGCCUGACACCAACCUGCUGCGGUUCCUGUGGUUUCACGGCUCUGACCCGGAGGGCGAGGUUCGGGUGUGGAAGAUGACGUGUCACGUGUUCGGUGCCGUUUCGAGCGGCAGCGUGGCGAGCUUUGCGCUCAGACAGUGUGCGGAGGAGGGGCGGUCGCAGUUCCCCGAGGCUGCUGACGCACUGACCCGCAAAUCCUAUGUAGACGACGUCCUCUGUGCUACGUCCUCCGUGGAGGGAGCAGUUAAACUGGCGAGUGAUCUGAAAGAGCUGUGUAGCACGGGAGCGUUUAAUUUGACAAAGUACAGGAGUAACAGCUCAGAUGUCCUUCGUCAGAUUCCAGUACAGGAUAGAGGGAAGAGCGUCAAGGAGCUGGACCUGGGCAAAGAUAGUCUCGGUUCUGAUCGUCUCCUGGGUCUCAGGUGGUCGAUGGAGGAUGACUGUUUCUGUUUUCAGUUCCGUGAUAAACAGAAGCCGGUGACUAGGCGCGGCAUCCUCUCAACCGUGAGCUCGGUGUUUGACCCGCUGGGUGUGAUCGCGCCGGUGACUGCUUGGCCGUGCAUUGCUCCAACGACUGUGUGCCCUGUCGUACCGAUGGGACGAGCCUCUCCCUGAUGUGUUGCAGAGGGAAUGGCGGGAGUGGGUAGAGCUGGCGGGUGAGCUCGAUCGAGUCAGGCUCAGCAAGUGCAUCUCUGAUCUGCCAGGAGAGGUGCUUGCCACCGAGCUCCACGUGUGUGCGGACGCCAGCGAGACGGCGCAUUCCGCGGUCGCGUACCUGGUGAGAGAGGUGAGGACUGCGGGUGGGGGAACUGAGCGGUCUGUCCACUUUCUGAUGGGCAAGUCGCUGGUGAACCCGGUCCGUUUCGUCUCCAUCCCGCGACUGGAGUUGGCUGCCGCUGUUCUGGCGGUCAAGAUUAGGCGCGUGCUGGUCAGGGAGUUGGACACUGUGUUCGACUCGUUCAACAUGUGGUCAGACAGCAUGGUGGUGCUGGGCUACGUGCGGAACAGAUCGACGCGAUUUAAAACGUAUGUGGCGAACCGAGUCGCAUACAUUCACGAUGGGUCUGACGUGUGCGAAUGGAGGUAUAUUCCGUCGGAGAUGAACCCGGCUGACGUGGGAUCCCGCGGCUGUCGUUCCGCGGGACUGGAUCCCUGGCUGGGUGGGCCGGAGUUUCUCCGUGAGGGGACGAGUGGGUGGCCGACUGAGCCGACAGUGACUGUGGUAAUCCCUGAGUGUGAGGUGAAGGCGACACCGGUCGCUGCGGUCCGUGUGGAGCCCGAGUGUAGCGAGGGCAGUUCGUCUGAUAUCCUGAUAAGGCACUUCUCCUCUUUCAGCCGGCUUCAGCGAGCGGUGGCCUGGCUGAGGAGAUUCAUUGAUGUGAUCCGUGACGGUUCCUUCCGUAGGUGGUGUAUGAGGAGGAGAGGUCUGAGGCGGCGAGAGAGUAGUGCAGCUCGAGAGCUGAGUGUGUCCGAUCUGAGGGCGGCGGAGCGUGCAGUUCUGCGAUACGUUCAGCAGAGCUCGCUGCCCGAGUUUCCGCAGGGCGGUGACGACGGUCCAGUCCGCGUGAGAAAGGCUAGUGGGCUGAGUCGUCUGAAUCCGCACAUGGUCGGCGGACUUCUGGUCGUUGGGGGGAGGUUGUCCCGAGCUGGCUGUCUGUCUGACGAGGUGAAACAUCCCGUGAUCCUCCCUCGGCGCCACCAUGUGACCCAGAUGAUUAUCCGUGAGACUCAUCGGAGGGUGGGACACCAGGGUCGUGACCAUACCUUUUGGGAGCUGAGGCGGAGGUAUUGGGUCAUAGGAGCGGGCCCGGAGGUUAGACGAGCGAUCCGCUCGUGUGUCACGUGCCGUAAGGUGAACGCCAGGCCCCAGCAGCAGCUGAUGGCGGAGCUGCCGCAGGAGCGAGUCGUGGGGGAGAGACAUGCCUUUUCCUCUGUGAUGUUGGAUGUGUUCGGUCCCAUCAUGGUAAAGGCCGGACGCGUUGAACGCAAACGGUACGGCCUGAUGUGUGUGUGUACUGUGACGCGUGCUGUCCAUGUCGAGUUGCUGGACUCGUUACGUACCGACUCGCUGAUUAACGCCGUGAGGAGGAUCAGUGCUCGUCGUGGGCCGAUCCAGUAUAUCAGGAGUGACAUGGGAACAAACAUGACAGGGGCAGACAGAGAACUGAGGGAAUCUCUGAGGGAAGUAGACAGGAGUGGGCUGUCGCGCGCAGCGCUGAGGUACGGGAUUGAAUGGGUAUUCAACCCGCCUACUGCG